AUGAAGACUUUGAUUCUGGAUGAGUCAUGGGACGUUACGGACACGGAGGAGAUUGCACAUUUGAACACCUCCAUUGACGAAAUCGGCUCGCGUACUUGCAACAGUAACGCGUUUCAGAAACCAAGCCGAACCAACUCCGAGGAAUCGACCCAUGGACUCGCUGAACGAUGGCGAAGCAUUCGCGUCCAUCAAGACGCGGAUGCGUAUCUGGCAGAGAUCAAGAAAUUUCUGAAGGAGGACUUCCAGAAGUUUUCACUCAGGACGCUGAGGAAAGUCGCCAAAGUUGCUGACCUAUUUGUACUUGACACUCGAAAUAUGUUGUAUCGACUAGCUCGCUCGACUCGUGAUCGCCCGCGUGACUUUCAGAAUGAACCUCGACUUUUCGUUCCAAAUGCACUUCGAGACGAUGUCGUGCACUACGGACAUGAAGAUUUCCAAGGAGGUCACCAAGGCAUAACCAGGACACACAAGAAGUUGUGUUCGGAAUUCUACUGGCCGGAAAACUCUCCAAACGCUGGACCAUCACCUGGGAAUAUCGAACCCCGACAACCUUUUGAAGUCGUGUCGAUAGACUUCGUGACGCCGAUGCCAAAGUCAGAUCGAGGGAACACGUUUCUGCUACUAUAUAUGUUUUCUGGAUAUGUAAUGUGUAAACCAAUGGAUUCGACCACCGAUCAGGAUGUCGCGGAAGCUUACGAGGAACGUGUAUUUCGGAACUUCGGAGCAAGUUCAAUGAUUCGGCACGAUCAAGACCCCCACUUCAUGAGCGAGGUAUUUACUCGUUUCCGGGAACUUUUGAAUAGUCAUCAGAGAGUCACUUUGGGAUACCGACCUCAAGCGAACGGGCAAGAGGAACGAUCUGUCCAAACGGUUGUCAGGAGUAUCCGCGCCUACAUUGAGCAGGCCGACCAAAGUGACUGGGACGACCAUGCAGAAAGAUUGAUGUUUGCUCUGAACACUUCGUUUGACGCGACACGUUUGGAUACCCCGUUGUACUUGAUCCAUAGUUGGGACCCACAAAGCACUCUGAAAGCGGUGGUAGGCCCGACGCCAUUGAGUGCUCCAGAACCCUGUGCCGAGGACUUACAGAAAAAAGCUCGACGACAUCGUUCCGAUGUCCAAACGCGAAAGUGGAAAGAAUUGUCCGAACGUCUGAAAUCAGGAUUCCAGAAAGAUGACGCUGUAUGGUUGUACAUUCCAAAAAGGCAGACCGGACUAAGUAAAAAGUUGGCACACUUAUGA
Phytophthora megakarya is the source of this 1242-nucleotide messenger RNA. Lineage: Eukaryota; Oomycota; Peronosporomycetes; Peronosporales; Peronosporaceae. The record is from the annotation of a GenBank genome assembly.